This is a messenger RNA of Musa acuminata subsp. malaccensis (wild Malaysian banana), 1267 nucleotides long. RefSeq names its product annexin-like protein RJ4. NCBI's taxonomy places the organism in Eukaryota, Viridiplantae, Streptophyta, Magnoliopsida, Zingiberales, Musaceae. The record is from RefSeq and is a predicted model, not a curated record. Gene Ontology annotation, cellular component: cytoplasm. Gene Ontology annotation, molecular function: calcium ion binding; calcium-dependent phospholipid binding.
GACACCCGGAAAGCAUAAGAACAGGGAACCCGAGUCCUGGGAGAUACAGAUAGGGAGAGAGGAAGCAAGAAAGCGAAAGAGAUCAUGGCGACUCUUACGAUCCCCCAUCCAGUUCCUUCUGCGGCUGAAGACGCCGAGCACAUCCGGAAGGCCGUCCAAGGAUGGGGAACUGAUGAGAAGGCAUUGAUUUUGGUAUUGGCACAUAGAGAUGCGGCUCAAAGAAAGCACAUACAAUUGGCUUAUGAAGAAAUGUACAAUGAGAAUCUGAUCAAACGACUCGAAUCUGAACUCACCGGACACUUUGAGAGGGCUGUCUACCGCUGGAUAUUUGACCCAAUCGAGCGUGAGGCUGUGAUGGCUUACGUGGCUUUGAAGAAGACUUUCAACUACCAAGUGAUCAUAGAAAUUGCUUGUGUGAACUCUUCAAAAGAGCUUUUAGCUGUGAAGGAGGCUUACCAUGCUCGAUACAAACACUCGUUGGAGGAAGAUGUUGCUGCUCACACUGUUGGAGAUUUCCGCAAGCUUUUGGUUGCACUAGUGAGCACAUACCGAUACGGGGGAGAUGAGAUCGAUAUAAGCUUAGCUAAAUCGGAGGCCAGGAUUCUUCAAGAUGUGAUAAAGCAGAAGAAAUUAAACCAUGAAGAGACCAUCAGAAUCUUGGGUACUAGAAGCAAGGCACAACUCAAUGCUACUUUUAAUUGCUACCGAGAGGAUUACGGCACGCCCAUCGAAGAGUCUUUGGCCGGUGAAGAUCCAAAUGAAUUUGCAUCGGCACUACGGAUGGCAAUCGGAUGCAUCGUCAAUCCGCAGCCGUACUUUGUGGAGGUACUACACGAUGCUCUCAGCAAACCGGACACCGACGAAGACACACUCACUCGCGUGAUCGUUAUGCAUGCCGAGAAGGACUUGAGGGGGAUCAAGGAGAUGUAUCAGAGCAGAAACAAUGUUCCUCUUGAGCAGGCAGUGCGCCAAAAGACUUCAGGCGACUACAAGACCUUUCUCCUUGCUUUGAUUGGAAACUGAUCAUGCUUCCUUGGUGCGCUAUGCUGCUGCUCUUUGGAGUGAACGUUGCUGUGAGACAAUGGCUUUGUUUUGUGGGUCGAGUUUGAGGUGUUUCCAGCUGUGAGACGAUGCCUGCGUGUGUGUGUGUGUGUGUGUCGGUGCAAUUACUAGCUUAUGAUGUUGUGUUAAGGAUGUGGGAUGAGUUAAAUUUGACAUGUCCAAUAUAUUUAUAAGCUUAAAAAUGGAACAGCCCAAACGAAGAACA